AUGGUAAAAAAGGCUAGUAAGAAUAAAGAAGCAAAGAAGGCUCGUGCUGAAGCUAAGAAUAAAAAGUCACAGCUCAAAGCUGAACAGAAGGAUAAAAAAAGAGCUAAGAAACUAGAUACAGAAGAUGAUGAUGAUAUGGAUAUUGAAGAGGUUUUGGAAAACUUUAAGAAACAACAAGACGCUUUUCAAGCGGUUAGUAUUGAGGUUAUUGAAAGACCAACAAAGAGGAGUAAUGCGUCUAUAAUCGCUAACCCCUUACAUGGAUCAAAGGAGUUGCUGGUUUUCUUUGGUGAAUAUACUAGUGAAACUGGAGUUGCAAGUUUCUUUAACGAUUUAAACGUCUAUUCUAUAGAUUCCAAUCAAUGGAAAAGGAUUACUUCACAGAACUCACCUAUGCCACGGUCAUCUGCAGCAAUUGCUGCUCAUCCAAGUGGCGUUAUUUUAAUACACGGAGGUGAAUUUUCCUCCCCUAAGCAAAACACUUUUUAUCAUUAUUCGGAUUCGUGGUUGUUUGACUGCGCUACAAAUGAGUGGACUAAAGUGGAACAGAAAAAUGGCCCAAGUGCUCGAUCUGGGCAUAGAAUAGCUGUGUGGAAAAACUAUUUUAUUUUGCAUGGUGGGUUUAGAGAUUUAGGAACCUCAACAACCUAUCUCAACGAUUGUUGGCUAUUUGAUAUCACAACAUACAAGUGGAAACAACUUGAAUUCCCUCCUAACCACCCUAUUCCAGACGCUCGCUCCGGUCAUUCUUUGAUUCCAGCACCAGAUGGCGUUAUUUUAUGGGGUGGUUACUGCAAGGUUAAAGCGGGAAAAGGGCUUCAAAAAGGCAAGGUUCUAUCAGACUGUUGGUACCUUAAGAUGAAGACCGACUUAAGCGCUGUGAGAUGGGAAAGACGUAAAAAACAGGGAUUUCAGCCAUCACCUCGUGUAGGAUGUUCCAUGGUCUACCAUAAGGGUAGAGGUUUGCUUUUUGGGGGUGUUUAUGAUUUCGAAGAAACCGAGGAGAGUUUAGAGUCUAUAUUUUACAAUGAUUUAUUCACUUACCAAAUUGAAACGAACAGAUGGUACUCGAUGAGUUUAAGACCACAACGUCAAUCUAGGACCAAACCUAUUUCGAAGAGUAGUCAGGAUAAGGAUAAGGAAUUAGAAGAGAUGCUAAACGCAAUACUAAAAAAAGCAAAUCUUGCAGAUGAAGAUGAUGAGGAUUCAGAACAAAUUGAAAACGAACUAAAAACGGUUGAUGUUAAUGAACAAAACCAUAUUGGCGAAGUAGAUCAUCUAGUUAACAAUUUCUCAUUUUCAACUAACUUACCACAUCCAAGAUUCAAUGCAUCUACUGCGGUUGUAGGCGAUAUCCUCUUUAUUCUCGGUGGUAUAUGGGAACAAGGUGAAAAAGAUUAUCUAAUUGACUCAUUUUAUAGCAUUGACAUGAAUAGGGUAGAUGGCGUUCAAGUUUAUUGGGAGGAUUUAGCUGCUGUUAAUAGAGCUAAAGAACUAGGUGAACUAGAUGACGAAAAAGAUGACGAAGAUGAGUAUGAUGAUGGUGACGAAGAUGAAGACGAUGAAGAGCUUAUAGACGAUCAGAAACUUGUCGCUGAGAAAGACGAGGAGGAAGAAGAAGAAGAAGAAGAUAAUCUAUCUUUGACUGAGGGAGAGAUACUUGAUCCACGGCCAUGGUUGCCUCAUCCUAAGGCAUUUGAAACAUUGCGCGCCUUUUAUGUCCGUACCGGUCCUAAAUUCCUAGAAUGGGCAAUCACUAAUAACCAUAACGUAAGAGGCGAUGCUAAAGGAAAACAUCUCAAGAAGCAUUCCUUUGAUUUAUGUCAAGAACGGUGGUGGGAAAGACGAGAACAGAUACGUUUUGAAGAAGAUCAAUUGGAAGAACUUGGUGGUAUCGAUGAGAUCAUAGAAAAAGAUUCUUCUAAGGUAACUAAAAGAAGGUGA
Eremothecium sinecaudum is the source of this 1944-nucleotide messenger RNA. RefSeq names its product Kel3p (gene KEL3). The transcript has a single exon. Lineage: Eukaryota; Fungi; Ascomycota; Saccharomycetes; Saccharomycetales; Saccharomycetaceae. Gene Ontology annotation, molecular function: protein binding. Bases 1 to 1944 code for a protein of 647 amino acids. The record is from RefSeq and is a predicted model, not a curated record.